Suillus paluster is the source of this 2065-nucleotide messenger RNA. RefSeq names its product FMN-dependent dehydrogenase-domain-containing protein. NCBI's taxonomy places the organism in Eukaryota, Fungi, Basidiomycota, Agaricomycetes, Boletales, Suillaceae. Gene Ontology annotation, molecular function: heme binding; L-lactate dehydrogenase (cytochrome) activity. Gene Ontology annotation, biological process: lactate metabolic process. The coding region runs from base 169 to 1683 and encodes 504 amino acids. The record is from RefSeq and is a predicted model, not a curated record. The transcript has 12 exons.
GACUUCGUAAUUAGGAUGCUCUUUGUUCUUUCUGAUUUAUCCCAGAACCUGAUGACAUUAACUUCCCAAAGGCACACCUGACAUCCCUUGAGGUCACGUACAAUCCGUCCAUGUCCGCUCGCGGUCCAGCCGGGCCGACAGUAACCAUGCUUUUAAAUAUCGCUGGCCAUGUUCUAUCCGGGCUUCGUCUUCCGCACUUCCGUGCCAACAUUCGCGUCGACGAUGUCGACGUUCACACUUGAACAGGUUGCUGAGCAUAAGACCACUGGCUCCUGCUGGGUCAUCAUCCGAAACAAAGUUUACGAUGUGACCGACUUCCUCUUUGAUCAUCCAGGAGGGGCGAACGUCAUCCUCAGAUAUGCAGGACAGGAUGCUACCGCAGCAUACGUACCUAUACAUCCAUCAGACGCUUUGGACAAGAACCUUGCUCCUGAAAAACACCUUGGCAGUUUAGACACCGAGUCGAUAAAUCUCCUAAAGGAAGCAGGGAAGAACAAGGUUCAAACCAGGGACGAGCUCCGUGUUGAAGAGGCGGUCAAGAACAAGCCACCGCUUGGAAGAAUCAUCAAUGUCGAGGACAUGGAAGAGGUUGCCAAGAAGGUCCUGCCGUACAGGGCCUUGGCUUACUAUUCUUCAGCCGGGGACGAUUCUAUCACGCACGUAGAGAACGGUCGCGCCUUUGGCCGCUUCUUCUUUCACCCUCAGGUUAUGAGGCCUGUAUCUGGAUGCGAUACCUCUACGACUAUACUUGGUUACAAGAGCUCGAUACCCGUGUACAUCAGCGGUGCAGCGCUAGCCCGACUAGGUCACCCAUUAGGAGAGGCCAACCUUACGCGCGGCGCCUAUAAGACCGGCAUCAUACAAAUGGUGUCUACCAACUCAUCUCUCUCUUACGCACAAAUUUCUGCUGCACGCGCUUCCCCAGAUCAGCCUCUUUUCUUCCAAUUAUAUAAACACCGCAAUGACGCAACUGCCGAGAAACGCAUAAGAGAGGUUGAAGCAUUAGGCUACAACGCAAUUUUCUUGACAGUCGAUGCUCUGGUUCCUGGUAACCGCGAGCUGGACAUCAGGGUACCGCAUUAUCUCGAGGACUUUGAGAAUCAAGGUCUUACCACUCGGAGAAAAACGGACGUGGAUGAAGGCGAGACUGACCGACUUGGUACUGCUGGCGGACUCGUCAUAAUGAACGAUGUUGACAUGACAUGGGAGAAGACGAUACCCUGGAUACGAAGCAUCACGAAGUUACCCAUAGUUAUCAAAGGCGUUCAAUGUGUUCAGGAUGCCGUUCUGGCUUGCGAAGCUGGUUGUGAAGGUAUUGUACUCUCGAACCACGGAGGUCGGCAAUUAGAGUACUCUCUGCCACCAAUCGAGUUGUUGUACAGGAUACAACAACAACGCCCUGACGUAUUUAAGAAGACCGAAGUAUACAUAGACGGAGCAAUCCGCCGUGGAACUGAUGUCCUUAAAGCACUGUGUUUGGGUGCAAGAGCUGUUGGUUUGGGACGUGCGUUCCUCUACGCCCAGAGUGCAUAUGGUGAGGCUGGUGUGGUUCACUUGGUACGCAUCCUUGAACGCGAAAUCCGCUUCGGCAUGGAGUCGCUCGGCGUCCGGAAGAUCAGUGAACUUGUACCGCAGAUGGUCGAGCGUGUCGACUGGCAGUCAGUUUCGCGUGCGAAGCUGUAAAUGACUGCCGUCCUAAUCUACAACAUCUUCUUGUGUUUAUGCUAACCGUGUCGGUACUUAUACCUCAUAUAUGGAAUCCUGCGUUUUGAAUCUCCACAUUUACUCCGACCUUAUACGCGUGGCACUGUCGAUAUACUAAACCAACCAACAGUUCUUCACUCUGCAAGGCAACUGAGAGGGAUGUUCUCAAGUGAAUUCAGUCAUCCAGAGCCGGUGGAUUGCCUUCUAGCACUGAUGGGAAAGAAUUUGGUUUACAAUUUCCACGCCUUAAAUCUAGGACUUACAAUUUGUUCCUGACUACUAUAGUCGCAGUGAGGUUUCCGUUUUCAAAUUUCGACCAAACAGGAAGGUCCGAAGGUGUAGUAGUGAAUAGUCAUGUGAC